AUGAACGAGCGUGCUGCAGAGAUAAGGAGAGCGCGAGAAAGUGCUGUCAAGGAGAAAGAUAACGAAGUCAGACAAGUGGUGAAAUUUAAAGAAGAAGAGGUCAAAACGAUGAAACAGCAAAUUGCAGAGGAGAAGGAGAAAAAUCGGAGCGCUGAAGAAGAGUUGAGAAGAGUCUUAGUGGAUAAGGGUAAGGAAGGAGAAGAUCGUUCGGAAAUUGAACGAAAAUUACGAAGCGAAAUUGCUCUGCUUAGGGACCAAAAACAAAAGGCGGACGAAAUGUAUCGUUUGAAAGCUGCAGACGACAACGAGAAGGCCGAAAUUAUACGACGCUUAAAAGCCGAGCAUGAUGUGGAGCUUCAGAAAUUUCUAAAGGACUCGAAACGCGAAUCAAUCCAUAGUUUGCAGCAAAGGAGGUUAACUGAAAGAGCUUUGGAGGAAAAGGCCCACGAACUCGCGUUCAAGGAUCACUUAGCAAGGAAACUAGAAGCUGAGAAAGAUGAUUUACAGAGAAGGUUAUCACACUCAGGCGAUUCGGAAACUUUACGAUGGUCAAGUCUACGAACGGAUGAACGAUUGGAUGAGAGUGUAAGUAAAAUUUUAAUUUCAGAAUUUGGAGGCUAAGUAAGAGAAUACAACCCUUUAAAACUAGGUUAUCUUUUGUCAGUUUUGGAGUGGAUUUUAAUCGCUUAAUUAAAAUUAUGCUUUCCUUCUACUCUAUCGGCAAAGUGUAAAUUAAAAUCCAUACAAAUUUCAAUUGUCCCUGUCUUAACAAUAUUAUAGAAAUAAGCUUAUUCUUUUUCGGCCAGAUUUUAAUAAUAUUUAUGUCUGGGGAUCAGUACUGGUGGUGUAGUUAAGCUCGUGAUAUGUAAUACAUUGUUUUUCCUUCCGUUAGCGAUGUAUCAAUAUAGCCGUAGUAAACAUGUAUUUUCUCAUUGUGCAAAUGGGAUUAGAGAGGGUCGUCGAUUGAUAGGAAGAUGGCAGUGUAGCGUGAAUAAAGUAGUUUAUCGUGAUCUUAAGUCGAAUUUUUGUUAUAUCACUUUACAAUAAACCUUGUUGGGCUCUGAAUAUAAUCGAUCCUGCUCAAAGCAACUCUCUCCAGCUUCUAUGAUUACUCUGUGGAUUUCGGGUUUCUUGUUUUGGUCGUUCAAAUUCCUUUGCGACAAGCUUGUGAAAUGACCAGUUUGGUUAAAUUUUUAUCUCCUGUCAAAAAAAUGUACGAAGCACACAGUUGAGUGAGGUUUGAGAAAAAUUUCAUAUUUCCAAAGAUAACUUGAUACAUGUAAAUUUAAAAAUCCAUUAGUACAAGAUUUCUAAAACUUUUCUAGCCUUAAGAUUUGUUUACAAAGUGUGCUAACAUGCGUGAGCUAAAAUUAAAGUGUAUUGUUUCAGCAAGAUCUAUUUGCUUAAUUGUAGUAAUAAAAAACUUAAAUUUUUCGUGUAAAAAUUCACCAGAUUUAUUUGGUACAAUGUACAUGUACCAUUAUGAGAACUUUAAAUUUUUUAAUGACGCUUCAUCAAUUAUGGCUAAUGACAGGCUAAGAACUAAUGUGUACAGUGUAGUGCACUGAUGCAAAUUUGACAGUAAUUUGAAUGCUUUUGAUUAACUUGUCUUUUUUUCUCUCACGAAUCAGUAAUAUCAUAAUCAAAAUUAGAUCUUGUGUUUCAAUAUCAUCACCUUACAAUAAUUUUCUCCAGGCUGUUAUCCAGUAUUUUCUGGCAUGAAUGUCUAAAAUGAUUAUAUUCCUCUAUUAAUCUUAAAUUGAAUAUGAAUUAUACAUUUGCCAUUAAACCUACAUGUAGCUGUUUCGUAGUUUCCAGUCAUCAGUACACUUUUAAGAAAAUUGUCUAUUCAUUGAGGUGUAAUCUGGCACCCUUUUUUGGAUGGCUGUUUAGUAAUGAGCCUACCAGAGCUGAAAAGAAUAAAUAUCAAGAACCAAUUCAACUUACAUGACUGAUAGCUAGAUUCUUGUAGCGUCAGUGUGGAGCCCCUCAAGCGAGGGCAUGUUAUUACAGUUUCUUUAUAUGUUUCCUGUCCAUUAUCUAUGGUAUAUUAUGUAACGAGAUAGAUACUAUGUUCUGACAGACUGCGACAAGUGACAACAUACCAAAUGUCCAUAAAAAACCACAUGUUUGCAAGGCAACACCAUUCUCCACGGCAUUCUCGUUGUAAAGUGACUUCUAAACUGAAUGCGCACUUUUUCAAAAAUAUGAGACAAGUAUCCUAGCAGAUGAGGUUGGUUCAGUGGCCACAGGCAAAGUCUUGAAAUUUUACAGUUAUGGCUCAGGUAUUGUUGAAAAAUGACAGGAAACUCUCUUGCCAAGAUUUAGCAUGCAAAUGUCAUUAAUGUCAUGUAAGUUUCCAUAUACUGUAAUAACCUAAAAAGUUCAUCCAAGUGUUUUAUUUUUCUUAACUGACUUAUUUUUGCAUGGCUUUAACCGUUUAAUUGAGUUUUGUUUGGAUCUUUCUUUGACUUACAGCCUCUUGCAAAAAAGGACAAAGAAAGAGAACUAAAAAAGAGAAAUGCUGAACUGCAAUCAAAGGUGGAAAGCUUGGAGAAGAAGUGUGCAGUAUUAGAGGUAAUAGCAUCACUGGCAUGUUUUGCACCAGUUUGUAUAUUUGGAAAUUACAGAUUGGUAAAUUGAGACUUGUGAUAAUUUACUCCCUUGAAAUAUCAUUGUAACACAACAUGGAAAGAGAUCGAUGCUUCUUGGUGUUACAUGUAUUUUCCUUUUUCUUAUUCUUAAGUUUUUAAACAGGUUUAAGUGCUUUUGAUUGAGUAUCCAGGUAACUAAUAGGCUGUAUUGUUUUAGUGUAUGUAGUUUUUGUCAUCCCUGAACAAUUUGAAAUUUUUGUGACUUUUCUUGAAGGCUGAAAUUAUCAGGGGUCAACUGCACUGAAUUUCGAUUUCAUAGACCUUUCCUGCUUUCUUGUGCACAAAGGCACUAUCUCAAAGCUUGGGUGGACAAAAGUACAAUAUUCAGUGAUUUGUAUGAAAUUGUCUACCUGACCCUCAACCUCAUUUCUUUGUGUUUGCCCACUGGAGUGGAACAUGGGAAAGGUCUAUUGUCUCUCCCACCCCUACUUAAGAACACCAGAGUUAACAUAUCAUGAAGCAUUAAUUUCUUUUGUAACUGUCUCCUUAUAAAAAGUACAAUUAUACGUCAUGUUGCUGAGAUCUUCAUAAACACUACAGUAAUUUUAUGAUGUGCUCUUUCAUUACUGAACAUCUUGAAAAAGGAACAUGUUGUUUCAUUUAUUUAAGGAAUGCAUUACAUGUGCAGUUGUUCUUUUUUGUGCAGAAAGAGGCUUCAAAGAGUGGAAACUUAAAAGUGACUUUUAUGGCUGAGGAAAAAAUAAAGAAGCUUAAGAAGAGGAAUUCAGAACUUGUGUCCAUUGCUCGCCAGCUUGAAGAUAAGGCAAAGAAACUACAGGAAGAAAAAGUAACUGCACAGGUAUGUUGCUCACUCUUUAAAUAUUGCCUAAAAUAUUAGUGGAAAAAGACAUGAAAUGUAAGAUUGAUGUGAGUAGAAUUCUUUUCUUUGAAGGGGCAUAAUAUGCUUGUAUUACUAUUACUAAUCUUUAUAACAUUUUUAUUUUUUAUACAAUUCCUUUUAUGAUGUGAUAUUUUUGCUUUUUAUAUUGUAGAUUUCAAUUCAAUUUUUUUUGUAGUAUAUUAUAGUUUUUCAUUUUUUAUAUUGUAGUUUCUAACAGGUGAAGAGCCACUAGGUGGAUACACUGUUAAUAAACCAUUAUUAUUAUUAUUAUUACUAGAGGCGACUUUUUUAUCAGAGUUUUGAAAGGCAAUGUUUUGUCAUUUCUUUUCGCUGAUGAAGCUUCUGCAAUAGAUGCAAAAGCUCCAAAUUAAAAAAUAAUAAAGCAUCCAAAGAAAAGAAUUUCACGCACUUUAAUCAUCUAAAAUGUCUUUCCUUGUAAGCUUUAACUGUUGUCAAGAACCUUUUUGACCCUCUCAGGGCUCGACGUUGCGACCCGUGGGGUCGCCAAUGCGACCAGCUUUUACUCAGUGGCGACUAAAUUUUCAUGCCUGGUCGCCAACCUGGCCCCCAAGAUAGGUGACUUUCUUUUUUGGGUAAACGUACACUAAUGAUAAUUUGUUAUCCUUUACACAACUAACGGAUAGCUAACGGUUUUUCUAACGCUCUAACGUUUUGCCCAAACGCUCUAACGGUUUGUCUAAACGUUUUAACGAUUUGUCUAAAGACUUUAACGAUUUCUUCCAACACUCUAAUCUACGUUUACUUGAAAGAGGAUUGUGAAACGAAUGAAUUCGACGGAAGACUUUAAUCGACUUUCGGACAAAUCGAUCGCAAUUCUCAACAGAUCAUCCCGUGUUUCUCCGGGAAUGACUUAAAGCGCAUUGGUAUUUAAAACAAUUUCUUUAUGUCGAACAUGUAUCUCGAUUGCGGACUCGAUAACAGAUUAGUCUGAUAAAAGCUCAAGCUAAUCGAAGCUAAUCGAGAACGAAUGGCGCUUACUUCUCGAGCUUCGCAAUUCUUGUAAACAAGUUUACGCAAAUUUCUGUUGAGCGUGACGACGCAAAUAAAAGCUCUGCCGUAUUUUAUUGACUUCUAAUUAAGUAAAGUUGAAGUCAUGCUCUUUGUCUAACAGACUUCUCGCGAAAUCAACUUCUUUGCCCGAAAACAUUAGCAACGUUUCCUCUUUCUGGUCUUUCUGGAGACUUUCGAUCACGUGUUAGGCAACCGCGCAAUAGAUGAAGUUUCACCGAUGUUCAGUUCUGAACAUGCAAAUACAUGGGACGCAAAACAAAUUUUGCAGAUUUUGUUCUUUCAUAACCCAAAUAAGUUUUUUUGUGAUUCCUAAAUUUUGUUUUUUUAAUGUGUAUUCCAUUUCCUGAACCUUAAGCUUGAAUACCUGUUUGAGGAGAUUUACGCUUGAGUGCGGAUUCAUUUUACAGAACACCGGCUGGUAAUCGAGCGUCAGCGAAAACCAUUCGAAAGAAAGUUCAAAGGAAGUCUAAACCAUUCAUUUUCUGUUAAGGCUAAGUUAAAGAUGUUAAGUUUAUUUUAUCCCAUUAGUUCUUAAAUAUAAUUUUUGGCGACUAGAAUACUUGUUCUGGCGACCAAAAAUGAAAACUUGGGGGCCAGUUGGCCCCAAGAUUUUUUUCUGAAAGUCGAGCACUGCCUCUGUAACUUUGAUGUGAGAGAACAAUAAAUACUGAACCUCCAUUUACAGUGAUGGAAAAAUGGGUCACUGCAAACAGAAUUGUUAUUGACAGUUGUACAACUUUGACCAUUAGAUUUUAUGAUUCUAAACAUCAUCAUCAUCAUCAUUAUUAUAAUCAUCAUCCCUGCCAUGAACAGGGUCUGAAAUUGCGACCAGCUGGUCGCCAAUGCGCCUAGAAAUUGAGGGCUGGUGACCAAAAAUUCAUGGCUAGUUGCCAAUAAACUAAAAAGUUUGGUACAGCAGUUUGAGAAUCGGAGGAUUUUCCGUAUUUGUUCAAACUCAACUUAUGUUUUUAUCCUGCCACCAUGCAUCACACAACAGUUAAUUGUUGCAUUGUUUUAAAAUGUCUUGUGCUUAGAAUGGUUGAAUGGCUGUUUUCGUGGCCACCAUAUUGUUCACAGCGGUUACCUCUGACUGAUGUAAGCUUGAGUGUAUUUUAUACACACUCGCUUUUCUGCUCGACAUAAAGAUUUAUUAAAAUCAAUUUUUCUGGUGCUUUGCAAACUGUGCAAAGUUUCCUUCAGUUUGGUGACAAAGAAGCUGCUAAAGAUUUUUCAUAGGGUAGAUUUAUCAUGGCUUUCAGAGGUGAAAGAAGUUGAUCUUGUCAAGUUAAGAAAAGAAGAACGGUAACAAUGGCUUCUGUCUUUAAGCAACAGAAUGUGACUCGUUUUUCCAUCACUGUUGUGGAAGAAAAGAAAGUUAUGAAAUGAAGAACGAACAGAGGAGCAGAGGAGCUGCUGGUUAUAUUUACCUUUAUGGCCUAAAUUACAGAACAAAUUCCUUUUUCUCUUUGAAAAGUAAUCAUAGCCUUCUCCUUACCGUCUUUGUUAUUUUAUUUAUCUAGAAAUUAGCUGAAGAAAACAAUUCAAAUAAUACUGCUGGGGUGGAGCAUGUGAAGAAGAUGUAUGCCAGACAGAGAGCAAAGGAUCUUGCUGAGCAUGCAAAGUCACUCAUGUCCAAGGAAAAGGAACUGGAAGACUUGAAAAAGCAGCUAGUUUCACAACAGAAUGACCAAGUCCUGCCGGUUAGUUUCACUAAAGAUGUUGAGAAGAAAUCUAUUUACAGUGGAAUCACAAUUGUCUCAGACCCCAGGUUUUGGAAAUCUCCCAAAUGUCAUUCAUUUUAUGCUGACUUUUUAACUUCUCAAUAUUUCAAAUCAAUGCUCUCCUUUUCCUCGGUAGGUUUGGAAUAUUAAUUUUGAUUCCAUUGUACCUUGAGCAUGAUUUGCAAAGCCUCUGUAAAGCUCAUGCAGUAUAAAGGCGGGGGACAAACGUGAUUGUUUUGAAAUUUUUGGGGGUGGAAAUUUACAUGUUAAAUCUGCACUGAUGACCUUCAUGAUCAAUUAUAAAUCUAAUUUAUUUAAUUCUACCAAACGUCCAUUGUUCUGAGAAGAUGUAACUGGUACCUAUUGUGCCAUAAUAAGUCUUAUGUAACUGAAUGUUUCUUACCUCUUUUUAGCCCGAUGACCCUCUGAAAUGUUGUUGAAAAAUGCAUUUGAAGCUAGUCAAGUAGUUUUGUGAUCACUUUCUGAUUUAAAGCUAAACAAGUGGUUUUGUAAUCACUUUCUGAUCAAAAAGAAGCAAACAUGUACAUUUACCCAAGACCUUGUUGCCCUACACGCUGAGCCUAAUAGACUGACUUUUGUUUGUGAUGUAAUUACAGGUUUUAAAGUAACUGUUCAGGCAUGUUCAGAUGGCAAAUUUCAUUUCAUUUCCUUUGAUUUGUUCUUUUUGCUUUCUCUCUUCUUUCAUUUCCCUGUUUUAUUAUGGGAACUUACUAGACUUUAUUUGAUAGGCAAAUGUUUCACAAAAAUGCCUUGGAUAGUAAAUGUUUUUAAAAGAGGUACAAGUGGAGACUGGAGCAAGAUUUUUGUUGGAAUGUUCUGGUUAAAUGUACAUGAUAUUUUGUGCUUUUCUUUAGCGUAUUGAAUUAACUGUGUUUGUUAGGGUAUGGUUUGAAAGAUCUCUUCCCUUGCGCAAGCUAGGUGUCAAAAGUGUCGGUGACUUUUAAAAUUGAUGACGUCACAAGUGGUCCAAGGGAUGUGGCUGCACACAGGGUAUUGCAAGUAGCUGAGAUGUGAAUUCAUCUUGGAAUCUUCACCUCUUAUUUCAUAAGCAAAACAAUGCCCUUUUUAUAAGGACAUCCAUUAUAAUUAUUGGAAUCUCCUUUGAAGAUUGAUGGAUUUUAAUAUUUUGUCAUUUUGAAACGAUGUUUUCCGUUUUCAUCUGGUGGUUAAUAUUGAUUACUGUUGAAAAUAUCAUUCAGUUUCCUUAAGAGACCAGUAUUGUUCAGUGUGGUAGCAUCAGUCCAAUAUUGUAUCCUGUGGUAUUUUAAACAUGUUACAAAAUACAACUGGUAGCAGGAAAAAUAACAUCUGGAAUUUCGCUUCAUGCAUGGAAGAUCAAAGUGUGACAAUGGUGAAUUUGCUAGGUGAUAUUACUACUUUCUAAAGAUAAUCAUUUCAUGGCCAAUAGGCAUAUUAGGUUAUUUUUACACACAAACCAAUCAUCGUGCAACUUGCUGGCCCAAUGUGAUCUAGUUAUUAUAGUUCAAAACAAGGGAAAGACAUGUUAAAACAUCGCAGGAGAGCUCGACAAAAUAACCAUGUUUUGUCUAAAUCCAAGAGUGAGGUAUAAAUUGUUUUCUUCUUUAAUGUCUUAAUGAUAAGUAAAGUAAUCACAGUUAUUUAUUUUCCAAAAGGAAAUUGAUUUAAUUUUCUUUGUCACAAAAUGCAAAUUGCUUUAAAUAUGUCUUAUUUUUAAAAUCAAAUAAAAGCUUCAUGUUAAGUGUAUUUCGAGCAUCCAUUAAGGAGAUUUGUUACUUCUAAUAUACACUGACGUUUCAGUUGUAAAAACUUAGUAAUUAUAAGUGAACAGACAUUAUUCAUGCAUGUAUGUUUUCUUUUAAACUACCAAUAUUAAUGCUAUUCAUGUAAGUGCUUCAGCAAAAGGAAUCUUAGGACUGUGAAAUUUUGUAAAUUUUGUCACAGUUGAAAGCUGCCUGCCAUGUUCGUAUUAAGCUUUUACUUAUACCUCAGGCUUUAGUAUUUAUACUUUGUCAAAGAAAAAAUUAAUUCAAUGAGACCCUGAUUUAAGGUAAUAUUGAGUUGAAUAUUGUAUAGAUAAACAUUUCAUCCAAAAGGUAUCACUUAGGUUUGAAUAAGUUUUUAUUGAUCUCUGUCACUUUCUUUGUCACCCACCUGACAACAUAAUUUAUAUUUUUGUUACACAGAGAAAGGAUACAGAGAAUAUGUGGACUUUUGGUUUAUUUUUUAGCAGAUACAGUGAUGUUUUUUUGCUUUUUUUGUUGUUGGAGCAUAAUUACAGAAAACUGUAGAAAGUUUCCAACUUAGAAAAAGUGAUCUCUGUUCUGUGAAGAUUAGAGUAAUCUCUUUGUUGCCUAUUUAGUUUGUGUAGUAAUUUACUUGUCUUGAAUAAAUGCCUACCCUCAUUAUUGAAGAUUCCCUCCUUUCAAAUAAAUCUUGCUGCAUUUAUCCCAUAACUUUUUACCACUUAUUUACACUUCUGGCCUCAGUUGUUUAUCAGGCUGAUGGCGUCAACCACACUGUUAGACUUGGGAUAGCAGCUUUCAACCUUUUGGACAACUGGGACCAGAUCUGUAUAAAUUAAUCUGCCCACUGCAUGAACUCAGGAAACUGGUAAUGUAGGAAACAAACUACCUGUAAAUUGCUGCCUGGUUUCACAUUAAUUCAUAUUUCAUGUCCUUUUUUAAUCUUAUGUUUGUAGAAAGAAAAAGUUGAAGAGCUUCAGACAAUCAUCAGACAGUCAGCUAAAGAGAGACUUUGGUUGGAGAGACAAGUUUCAAACAGUGAUUUGUCUCGCUCACCCAGUCCGUAUAUCUCAUCUGGGGAUUUUACAGCCGAGAUGCGAAUAAAGACAGAAAGACUUGACACUGUAGAAGCUGAGAAUAUAAAACUGAAAUUGUCAUUGGAAAACCUACAAAAAUCAGAGAGAGAGAGCAAAAAAUUGGUAAGGAUGAGUUUACUGGUUAAUUACGUGGCAACUACAUGUAAUGGUAAAGAACCUGUGUCUAUUUUAGUGAAACCACUGUCUAUUGCAUCUUGAUUAAUUUUUGCUUAGCUUCUUGGCAGGUUUGUCCUAAACUUAAGCAUGCUUUGGAUAGCUAGCUCUAACUUGUACUUGUAAUUUGGAAUCUGACUUACUGAAGUUAUUCUGUUUAAGAGCUAGGAAGUUGUUAUAGAGAUCUCUUCUUGUGUUACUGGUGUUUACUCAUUGGAGAGAAAUACAUUUCCUGAAGUUGUUUGGUAGCUUUUUUGUCACAGGACAUUACUCAUUUGUAGAUCUAAGCUGUGGUCUUCGCAAGUAGUAAUAAUAAUCACAACAUUCAUUCUCUUAUGAAACACUCUCUGUCUUUAAUCACUAUCAUCAAUGUUGCACAUAGGUGACCAUUACUAGAUUCUGUGUAUGUACAAUACCUAGUAUGUUAUUUAAACACUCACCCCCUUAAUGAGUUUGCUGGUGGUGCCUUUUUUCAUUAAAUAUUCAUGACUAAUAGACAAGCUGUUUGUUCAAAUUGUGCAUGUUUUAAAAUGCUAGUUUGGUUUGAGCGAAAAAUAAUGAAGGAUGCAAUCUUUGCAGGCAGAUGAUCUGAAAGAAAAGGAAAAGGAGAAUGAGAAGCUCUUAAAUGACUUGGAAGAAAAACAAACUAAGUGUUCUAAACUGGUAACUAAAUUGCUUUCAUGUUUUUUUCUUUAAUUAGCUGCCUUCUCCCUUUUAGGGGAGAUUCAUUGUUAUAAAUUAUUUUUGGCUGCUCCAUUGUCAAGUAUGAAGAAUUCUUGUGAAUGAUGCAGUAUUGAUCUGAAAUGACGGAGAAGCAUUUGCCUUAACUGAAUGACUUCAUGUAACUACAUGUUAAUGUUGAAAUUCAUUUUAAACUGUUGUAUUUUGAUUCCGCCAUUUAAUCUCAAAAUUUCUUGUAACAAAGCAGAUAACAAAAUACAGAAAAAGUACCACAUGUGUAGUCAAGGUGAACUUGCUAUGUCUUGCUGGAAUGUUUUUCAUUUCGUGAGUUCUUGUUCAAACUCAGCAAGCGGCAACCAAACAGUGUGAUUAUUAGAUCCAAAUAUAGAAUCAAGGAGGGAAGAGGCUUGAUCCCCAGCACUUUAAUUCUUGUCUGUUUAUCCCUUUGUGUGAUAAAAAUAUAUUAUAGCACCAUUGGUAACUGUUGAUUUUAGUGGUGUAUACGAUUAAUCGAAUUCUCAAUUAAUCGUGAUUAUGACCGUUCGUUUUGAUUCACGAUUCUUUGCUUCCACAUUUUGAUUUUGGUUCGAUUAUUGCACACCUUUUUCAGGGUGCCCUUAGCGAGUUAUUAGAUUGUAAUAUCGGAACACAGAAUGCUUUAAAUUGUGCGUUUAUGAUUGACAAGCAAAGACGAUAGCAUUUCGUGCACCACUUUGUGUUGCCUGGUAAAAAUGCUGUCCUUCAACCACCCCUUGAGAAUUUCCAAAUAAGGCAAACUAUGUGCGACAGGCUCUUUGUCAGGUUCUCAAACGUGGUAACGAACCAAGCGCCUGUGAAUCCUCUUGUCCCUGCUACUAUUCUCAAAUUGAGGGUUUAGGGUUGCAUGUUGUUUACAUUAUGCGUCAUGUUAUAAGCAUUAAGAAUCAUUUACAUAAUCGAAUCGAAAUAAUCGAAAUUGAAAUCAAAUCGAACCGCAAGGAAUAUGAAUCGUUACACCCCUAGUUGAUUUAAAGUGUACUGUUUUGAUGAAGUGGUUUUAAAAUAAUCGUCAAGUAGUUACAUGUACCUGUUAUUAGUUUAAUUUUCAUCUGAGUCUAGUUUUUAAUUUGAUCAGGGGGGAAGUGUAAGUGACUUCAAAAUGUAGCCCUUGAAUCUCUUUUAAAGUUACGUCUUCUUGACUGGCCCUUUGAUCAAGAAAUUUCUUGCAAUGCCAGAGGAAUUCUAAUGAGACGUGUCUGCCAUAUAAUUGAUAUGAAUGGGAUUCUAUAGAGGUGGGGUCAGUUAGAUCAAGAAGUAUUUAUAUGCAGAAGCUCUUAGUCACGGAGCUUUGGCUGUAUGUAUUAUUAGUUUGAUAGCAGUGAGCUGUCGUUUGACAAUGUCUUCCAUAACAUUGGUCAGAGUUAAACUUUAAAAGAGAAAGGCCAGGUCAUCUAGACUUCAAAAGUGAAGGUGAUGUUUAAUGGAACAAAAGCAAUCAUGAAUGAUGCAGUCAGAAUCGCUACUUUUUUUGCCUUCUUAUCCAUUCCACUGUCUCUCUUUGCAUAUAUUUUUAACCAGGAACUUGAAAGGGAGAGGUUUGCAGCUAAGUGCACUAUGCUCCAGAAAAAGAACACAGAGAUGUCAAAGAAAAUUUCAGAACUGGAAGAGGUAAUUAGUUUAAAUUUACAGGCGCAAGGUCACGCACAGUACAACUGUAUUUUUGAUUCUUACAAGUGACAGUGCAAAAUGAAAUUUGGGUUGGCGCAAGUACUUGCGGGUGUGGGUACUAGUGAAAAUCACCCUUUUCUAUAAUUACAGCAAUGCAACAUCAAAGUGACUGGCAGAAUGUCUAGUUUUGGUGACAAGGCUGACAAAAUUGAAUUCUACUUUUUUAGGUCGAAGAGGAAGUUGCCAAUCUGAGAGAGAAACUUGAAGUGUCUGACAUGAAAAACAGUCUUCUUUCAGAAGAAUGCAACAAGAUGAAAAGCCAGUUAGAAGGGCUGUUACAUGUCAAGGAGGUGGGUAUUUUUGUUGGUAUUGCAGUAAUAAGCAAACUCUAUAUUCUCUAUAUAGAAUUAUUAUUGUACCUUGUUAUGAAAGAUUAGGAAUGGAGAGACAGAGUAGAGAAACAGUUGGAAUGAAUAAUCAGCAAUAAUCUGAUUUGGCUCUUGUAUGAUAUGAAGAAUAUUAUGCAGAUCGGGGGUGGGGGGGAGCUGUAACAUUUUACAAAACAUUGUCUGUUCCUUGGCACUUUCAGAAAUUGAAGGGAUGUUUAUUCAGCCAUCUGUUUGUUGCUCCACGUCUACACAAGCAUCAUUCUCUAUGACAAAAUUUCCCUUUGAUAUUUUAAGAAUUAAAUGGAUUUGCAUCUCUGAGCUUGCCCUGUUGUUCUCUUUCUAGGAUCUGAAGAAGAUGGAGGAGAAGAAAAAAGUUAUAGAAAAAGAGCACAUGACAAGCAUGGAAAAACUCAAAGAACGAGAAGAGGAAAUAAGGCAGCUUCACAAGGUGACAUAACAUUAAAAUAACAAGGCUUAAAAAAGUCCUGCAUGUUCGUCAGGGACAAGUGGAUAUUUUUUGUGGGCAAGUAAUAUUUUAUGCUGACUUGCUUGAUGGGCAUGGUCCAGGGAAGUAAUCUUUUAACCCUUUAAGCCCCAGUAUCAACAUUAUUACAAAUUCUCCAAACUGAUCUCCAUACAUUUCCUUAAAGAAUUAGUUGAGAGAAUUUGAUAAUAGAUCAAGGCAUUUUCUCUUGGGUGAUUAUAUUCAUAACGUAUCUCUUGACAGUGCAUGGAUGUUGUCAGGAGAAAAUUGAUCUUGGUCACUAUUGGGACUUAAAGGGUUAACUAAAUCAUAAACCUAGACAAGGAUAAAAUGGCCCUCAGUGAAAAUGUAAGUUUUUUUGCAAGUCCUGAUAGCUGAUAAUGUUCUGAUUACACACUCUACACUGCAGUCUCAGUUGACUAAAUUGACUCUUGAUAUUAGCCAAAUUUAACAUUGGCGACAAAUUCAAAUUCUGUUUUGUUUUUUUCUCUUAAGUCAAGUUUCCUUCAAAGAUAGUACCGGUAUUUUGAGUUGCCUACACCUGUUUUCUGUGCUUAGCACUGCAUGUGCUGGCCACUUCUACUUCCAAAUCUAAUCAUUGCUUCUUGGAACUUUAGGAUCUGCUGCAUCUUGCCUACGUUCUUGUGGUUAUUCCCAUUUAGAUUCUCUGAUAGUUAGGUUAUCAUUUUACCAACAUUUUCACUUGCUCUUACUCAGAUCCAGGAAGAGGCCAAUAGGGCUCAUGAGAUGGCUGUGACUUCUCUGGAGGACACUGUGCGCAGUCUGGAGCAGAAGUGCAUUGAUGCCGAGGAGAAUAAUAUCAACCUUAAGAAAGAGGUGGAGGAGCUAAGAGAGUUGGAAAAAGCACAUAUCAGGAAAAACCAAGAAAGAGGCCACAAAUCUACUCAAACAGCAAUCAGAGGAAAUGAAAUUGUGAUUGGAAAUGAUGGUAAGGAUUAACAGCAAAAAUUGAUUUCUAAACACAACCCUGUAAGCCCCUACAGUGUACAUGCUUAUGGUGCUAUUGACAAGAUUUUGUUCUAGUAUCAACUAAAACAUUAUUCUCUUUGGUGAUAAUUUGCCAAUGAGAAAAGUUGAAGUUUGAGUUCCCCUCCCUCCUCUAUUUGCUGCUUUAAACCCAUUUUGCUUAGGCACAGUCAUGUACAUGUAAAUGUACAUCUGUAGUGUCUAUUAAGAUUAAAAAGUUAAACAUUAUUUAUUUUUGAUAGCCAUUGAUAUCUUAAUUUAUAACAAUCCAUAGGUAAGCCCAUUCAUGAUCAUCCUUUGCAUGAAGAAAAACCUCAGACACCUCAGUCGUCAUCUCACAAACUUUUAAAUCAAGCAUCAGGAGGGCUAUCAUCCCACAUUGCCCCCACUAAGUCAUCCACCUAUGAAUCAAAAGUUGAAAUGUCACACACAUCUCCUAUGAAACAACCCCUAAGUGCUUCCGAGGCAAGCCAGAAGCCUGAGACUGGGGCUGCACCAGGAACAGAAGAUCUGUUGGAUGUAUUAGCUUCUAGAAUUGACCAGCUGGCAGCUUCUGAUAGUGAGGAUGACAUUUUUAGUGGUAUGUACAAAUUGACUGUGUUAUGACAAUUUAAUCCCAAUCCCAAUCCCAAUCCCAAUCCCAAUCCCAAUUACCCUGUAUAAAUCGUACAAUCUAAGAGAAAGUUAAAAACUAAGAAAAACGUUGUUUUGGCAUUCGAAAGGGUCAAUAUUAUUGUUAGAGAAAAUAGCCACUGAAGUUCAGGGUUCUCUACUGGGGUUUUGUUCAUGUUUUGAGGAUUAUUCUAACAAAUGAAAACUGCACCCACUUACUGUAGUACAUGAAGCUUGAACCAUAGAGUUACUCAUCCCUGUGUGGCUACUCCCACAGCUAUUACAUGAAAUAUAAAAAUUAUAACUUGCACUUGCAUCCUACAGCUGUGCAUACAAAAGGUUUAGUUUGGUAACUGUUCCUUGCAUCUUACAACAUAAACACUAACUGUUGAAAAUGCCACAGCUUGGCAGCAUUACCGUGAAACACAGGUCACCAAAUUGGUGACUUUCGCUACAAUUUUAGUCACCAAAUUUAUUUUCUACUUACCAUGACGACCAAAACAUUGGUAGCUUGGAAGGCUAUACAUUUAGAUAGAAUAUUAUUUUCCAUUGUUGGGUUUGGAAUUUGAAAGUUGUAGUCAGUUUCCACUUUGAUUGCUGUUAGGAGCAAAAUGAUCAAUACUUAUACAUCUUUGACCUUAUUUCUUAGAAAAAGCAUAUGAAGAACAACAGAAGGAAUCUGAUGAGGAUAAAAACAAGCCUACAAGGCCAGAUCUAGAUCUUGAAGACUUGUCCAAGCGCAUCAGUCAAGUGGCAGUCAGUGAUGACACAAGCUCGUUAAGUACACGAGAUAGAGCUUGCAGUGAUGGUAGUCAAGACUUAACAAGUAUGGCUGAAGGAGAAAUGGGUGAUCUAGAAGAUAAUCAACCUGAUAGCUCAGCUCCAGAAGAUGAACAGACAGACCUUUCAGAACAGCAGCAGCCGAUUGGUGAGUGCUGUUCUUGUGGUUUUUGCCCAAUUACAACUAAAUCUCAGAAUGCCAUUAGUUACUGACAAGUUUUAUUUUGUUUAACAGGGCUGUUGGAGUACUUUUUAGAUAGGACUUUAACUUAAGUCAGACAAAGGAGGAAGGUCGUCAGGCAUACAAAAUAUUGAAUUUUGGCCCCAUUUGUUCAAAAGUUGGAUAGUGCUAUCCAUCGGAUAAAUCUCCCUCUGGUGAAUACGUAUUUGGGAAACCAAUUGCAUUAUCCACUGGAUAGAGAUUUAGCUAUUGGAUGGCGCUGUCCACCUUUUUAACCACUGAGGCCAGAUUUCUUUAUGUGGUUAUGCAGAUCUUCUGCCUUAAAAUGCAAGUCAUUCUGCAGUCAGGAUUUAGUUGCCCAACAAGGAAAUCUGCUUGUCCCAGACGACUGGACGGAAAUUUUUUUGAGCCCUGGAUUGCAUUUAGUAACCAUUUUGUUUUUUAUAAUUUAUUUACACUAGGUGUACUGAACGUUCAUCAUCAUGUUGAGUCUACAAGCUCUGACAAGCAGGUGCCAGCAGAUUUCAACAAUGAAUUCAACUCAGAGGACCAGGCAGUGGACAGCAGAUAUCUAGAGGGAGAUUUUAGUGAUGUGGAUCCAGCUAUUCUUGAGAAGCUAGCAGUGUAUAUAGCAAGAUAUAGUUAUGAUCCUUUACAGCACUCACCUAAUGAUAAUCCUGAGAUGGAGCUGGCAUUCCAAGCUGGAGAUUAUCUGUAUGUGUUUGGGGAGAUGGAUGAGGUAAGAAGAGGCCCUGGUAGGGUAAAAUUCCUGCAAGGGACAUGGCCUUGAAACAGCAACAUAAAACUAGACUAGUAAUCACCAAAGGUUAGGGAGUGCAGGGGACAAUGAUUGAAGGUCCAAAUGCUCCAAUGCUGUGCUUUGCGUAAGUUUCACGUGACAGAACAAAACGCGUGAACAGAUUACGAGUGAUAGAAGGUCCAAAUGUGCGAGAUUAAAUUGCGUUUUGUGCGUUCCAUUUAUUCUUAGUGGAAGUUCAAACGAAUGCUGGCUACAUACAUGCAACACAUGAGUAAUAACUACCUGUAGAUUAGGAUUGCAGGCUCCUCUUGUCGCCUGCAAUGAAAUGGCGACAAAUGACAAAGAGAUGGGUUGAAUACCAACAGGCUUGCUCCUCAAAAUGCGAAACGAUGGCAUUUAAAAUUUAGACUAGGGACAUAUGUACCCCACCCUAAGAGUGCCUCUAAGAGGAGUCUGUACCAUCUCUUUUUCCCUCAAUACUGUUUGGCGGGUGUCAAAAAAAAAAAAUAGAAAGCUAACUACGACAACAAGUGUGAGCGAGCAGGAUGUUAAGUGUGGUUUUCAAUAUUUAGUCUAAUAAAACUAGAAGAAAAAGGUUUAUUUUGCCUAAGUCGCUCAAGCUAUUAUAUGAACCAAUCAGAUCUCAAAUCGUCAGCAUAAUAGUUGACACCAAGCUCUAUAAGAUGUUUCUCUGAAAAUCACACUCGGUUUUGUUUGAUUGUUUUAAAAGUUGGCCAAUCACAAACUAUAGCUACACAAAGCCAAUGUACAUGUAACACUUAGUACCAAUACCCAACUAAAAACUGCGGUAGUAUCUUAUUUAAUUCUUUGUGGGACAUUCCAGGAUGGCUACUUUCUUGGAGAACUGAUGAGUGGGCAAAGAGGAUUGGUCCCUUCCAACUUUGUUGAAAAAGUAGCAGAUGAAAGCGAGAUGAACAGGAUGAUGAAUGGUACAGGAGAGGGAAUUGGUAGGAGAAAUGUCUAUUAUGGCUGUGAUUAAGUUUUAUUUUCACAUGAAGUUGAACAAUGUUACACCCUUUGAAAAGAGGCUCUGCCUGAAUCACAUCAAACCAUUAAGGUUGCCGCAGCCCAAACUUCAGGACUGGUCAAUCUUGUUCUCACUUUCGAGUGCAAGCUUCCAUUUAUUGGUCCUAACUGAGCCCGCUGUACCAAGCAUGUGGUUAUUAGGCCUGAGUUGGAAGCUGUAUCCUAGCAACAUGCUGUGCAUGCUCAACAAAGACCUUACUGGAUUCAUGCAGAGUCUUUCUCAAGUACGCCAAAAUAGAGCAAACAAAACAACGGCUCUACUGGCAGGGUGCACAUGUUAUAGCUUCAGAAGUUUGUUUCUUACAAUAUUAUGGGUUUUACUAACUUUAUUGCCCAAAAUGUGCCUGUGAUGGAUCCAGGGGAGGGGCCUGGGGGAACUGCCCCCCCCCCAUAUUUUUAGACCAGACUGAGGCCCAAAGGGUCAAAAAAAAUUUUUUUGAGACCGCCCCCCCCCCUUAAGUCAGGGUCUGGUUGACCGGGCACCCCCCUUAUCUGAAGGUCUGGAUCCGCCACUGUGUGGACAUUUCAUAUCCUUUGAAACUGACAUGUGAAUCCCUAAUUUUUACUUUUAGAUGAAAUUGUGAACAGUGACGAGGAGGAUACUGAUGGUAAUUAUUAUCUUUUGAGUUUUAGCAAAACGUCCAAUCAAAUAAAAUGCCUGACGUUUGAGUUUUUUUACUUUGUGCUAAAGCUUAAGGGUUGUUGUUAACUGUUAAAUAAGUAAUAUAAAAAGUAGUGAAUUUAAAUUUGGGAAAUCAUAUCAUAGGAUUGCAAUUUAUUUUAAAUACAAAGAUUAUCAUAAAGCUGAACGUUCUUUGUAAAUCAAGACUAGAUAUUGUAGACUAAAUUUCUGAGGAAUAUCUGAAACUUAAGUGAAAGACUCCUGGAUUAUAGGCGAUACCGUAAAAGUUAUAUAAAAUGGUAAUCAGUGGUUUAGAGUAUGGGUUUGUAUAUUCCUUCUGAAAGCUAACUUGCUUUGUCCUGUGUUUCUUGUACUUUUUUAAAGUUCUUUUACUCACAGGCAGUACGACAGUCGUUAUAAGACAUUUUGAUUAUUUUAGUGUCAUUUUAAAGCUGACUUAAAUUUGUCUUCUUGUAACACACAAACAUCAUUUAGAAGAUAGCGCCUCUGAAGAUGGCGAAACAAGCACAGAACUUGUGCUACCUGAAGAAAAUGGUGAACGUCACAUGAAGCCUGUCAGAAUGCUUAGAUUUUCCGGUAUUUACUUUGUUAGUUUAACCCUUUUCCAGCCUUUUUUGAUUCCUUGCUCCUUACUUCUUGACAAGGGCAUCGCUGACUUCGCCACAAGUUUAACUUCACUUAUUUUGAGAAUAAACGGGAAUUAUAGUGAUAACCUGUGUACAGUCGCCCCUUCCACACGCUAAAUUACCGAGUUACAGCUGCUGAAAAGUGUCUUGAUUGUAAAUCCAAAUUCGUCAAGAUAAGUUUUGGAAGAUAUUCUGCAAAUAAUCAUUCACUAAAAGGUGUUAAAAUAAAUUUUAUCUCAUGAUAAAGCAUGAAAGUUAUUAAUUCUAAAAUAUAAAACUUUUGAAAGUUGAUGAUGACUUAAAAUUGCAGUUAGACUUUUUACUGUCCGUGUGAGUUGUCUUUACGCUUGGAAAAAUAAUUUACUAAAAUUAGAAACCUUAAAAUAUCAUAAAAACCAAUGUGGUAACAUUGUCAACUUAACUACUAAAUCUAGUCAUUUGUUGGGGAAUCCGUUUGUGUAACUGUGGCGUACCCUUCCUUAUGUCACGCUAGGUAAACUUCACCGUGCGUUACGCUUGUCAGUGGAGCACAUACCUGAUGUCGGAUUGAACGACAUCAAAGAAGAAGACGAGGAAGAGAUCGAGGAGGAAAUCGAAUCGGAGGAUGACUUUGACGAAGAAGAAACUCCAAAAGUAUUGAACUUGAGUCAAGAUGGCGUUGCAAGUGAGGAAACCGACUUUGAGCCUUUCAGUAAGUCACGCAAUUGCUUUAUUGUUCCUAUUUCAACAAGUGCAUGUACUGCAACUACGAAAAUGCUGACUUAAUCGUUACAGUAAGUAAUGGCAGAAAAGUACUACUAAAUUUCUCUUAUUUGAUUGACGGAAAUCGGGGAAUUUAUUUCGCAUUGGCUUGGUUGUCUAGAACUAACUUGUGCAGCUAGCAUCAUAAGUAAUCCUGCGAUAAAGAACCACUCUGUAUUUUUGAGAAGUUAAACUCCAUGUUGCUACUAGCGGCCUUUAGUACGACGCUAAGUGCAGGUACGACUUGCGAAAGCCAAUCCAGUUAUGAUCCCAGAACUAUCAUUCUUUCCCGUUGCGGACCAGGCCCCAGUUGUUCAAAAGGUGGAUAGCGCUAUCUACUGGGUAAAUCUCUAUCCAUGGAAUAGGGUAAUUGGUUUCCCUAGUACUUAUCCGCUGGAUAGUGAUUUAUCCGGUGGAUAGCGCUAUCCAGCUGUUGAACAACCAGGGCCAGGACAUAAAAAGACGUAAAGGACAAAAACUGGUGUGACAAGUGAUCAGCCAGAUCACACGAUCUUGUCUUGACCACUCACGAUAUUUCCCAAGAAUAGAGAGGCAAAACUUUUUGUUGACGCCGUAUAUUUGUGUCGUAGGAGUUCCAUCCCCAAGACGGCUCUACCUUGAGCGCCAGUUUACACGAAGCGUGCUGUUGAGUUGGAAGCCCGCUGACCUGCCAGCUAAUCUUGUGAAAGGCUACGGUGUGUACGUAAAUGGAGACCUUCGGCUCAUGAUCAGUGGAGGGGGCAAAACAAAGGCUCUACUAGAAGAUAUUGACCCUGAAGAGGUACGGCUGAUAGUAUCCUGUAAACUUACUUUAAGUCAAAAGUAGGUUGUACAUGAUCGUGUGUAUGUCUAUGAGGGUAGUCCUGAAUUGGCCUGCUGGAGACAAUAGAGAUUUUAAACUCGAGGACGAGGGUAUCUAUGAGGGCUAUAUUUAACUUGACGUUUUUUGGCGUAUUCUCAACCCCCCCCCCCCCCCCCCCCCACCCCCCCCCCCGCUCUUUUUUUUAUGUUACCUCAAAAAAAAAAUAUUUUUUUAUUAAAAAAAUUUUUAGUUUGAAUGAGCGGGGGGCGGCGCCCCCCCCCUCCCGCGUCUUUUUUCGCCGCUCCGACUUGUGUGCUUUUUUUUAUUAUUUAAUAACUUAUACAUUUUUUUGGCGUAUUCCCAACCCCCCCCCCCCCGCCCCAGAAAGCUUCAUUGUACUUUUUAUCACCAGAAAAGUAAGCAUGAUUAUUUUAAUUGAAGAAGAGGGCUGUGCAUUGGCAGAGCCCGGGGCCCCCUGCGCCUAACUUUUGCUUUCAGGCGGCUAGAAAAUCUUAGUGUUUUCAUACAAAUCAUAAGCUGGGCACUCUAAAUUGUACAGGCUCAGAGCACAGGGCUCCCUUAAUUUUUCCUUAGUAUAGAGCCUUGAAGAAGGUUAAACCCUCUCCCAAGCGCCAAACAUUUGAUAACUAGAUUCUGUCUCCACGACACUCUAUUCCCGCUUAAACCCGUAGUAGAAUGAAGACGGCUAUCACGUUUUCCCGCCAAAAUGACGAUGGUUCACGUGUGCGCACUACUUAGUAUUGAGAAAAUUUAGUCCUCGUAGUCGCUCUCGUCUUAGAAUCCAAAGGUCUCUAAUGACUGACUUUUCAAGACGUUUCAACAACAUGUGCGUAAGUCAAAGCAUUUACAUUCAUAUUACUAACAGCGUCACUUCAUGUGACAUUGUGUUUCAGCCUAACAGGAUAUCCGUUAGAACCAUAACCUUCAAAGGAAACGAGUCAUCUGAUCGCUCAGCAGUGGUCACCAUUGGCAAAGGUUGGUUAGUUAAUGACUUGGAUAUGAAUGACUUGGUGGUGAUUGUUUAGUUGAUUGUGUUUUCCAUCCUUUAAUCAACCAUAGUCUAGAUCCACUUUUCGUUGGUUCUAAAUACAAAGCUAUUCCUUUCAUUCUGCAGAUGCUAAUCUUGCACCAAGUCACGUGCACGUCACAUGUGUAUCCCCUACGUCAGCCAAGAUUGAGUGGUCACCAGGUAACAGCUCAUUCAGUCACGAGGUUCUUGUCAAUGGGGAGCUUUACAAGACAGUACGCCCAGGAACGUUCCAGCACACAAUCACUAACCUUGAGCCAGACCACAUGUAUAAGGUGCAUGUUCGCGCGAAGAACCCCAAGCGGGUGGUGGAACACGACAGUGAAGUGGACAUUGAAGUGGAUCUUUUGACAGCAGAAGCUGAAUUCAGGACGGAACCCGGUGGUAAGUAGCUAAUUCGCCACUUCACAAACGAUAAGGAAACUGGUCUCAGUUAACUAUCCAGAUUCAAAUUCACCAAACUGAUUUCCAUACAUUUACUUAACGAAUUGGUUGAGAGAAUUUGACAAAAGAUAAUAAAAUUCUCCCUUAGGUGAUCAUUUCAAUAAUUCCCAUUGCCUUUCCUCUGGAUUCUGUAUUGACACUGUUGAGAGAAUAUUGACACUGGUCACUCAAGGGACUUAAAGGGUUAACUUUCAUAAAGAUUUCUGGGACUGUUACUAGAGACGGGGGAAAAAAUUGGCCAAUAGCUGACCUGCGCGUCCCAGAAACAAUUGCGGGACAUAUUUUCGCCCCAGUUCCCUUUCUUUUUCGAAAGUGGAGAAUUAGAUUUUAAGUAAUGCAAACUUAGCGUUGAAACAUACUGUUAGAACUUUGCGUAUUGAACUCUGCCUUGCCAUAAUGGGUUUUUCUGAGGUCAUGUAAUACUCUAAUUGGCAGAGUCUAUUAUUAUGGAGACAUGUAACCCAAAGGGUGUUUUUACUAGGGUAUUGGAAAUUUCCUAUUGAAAUCUUUUAUACUAUGGCCUUGAAUUGUGUUAUCUUGAGUCGUUUUGUUUUUAUCUUAGGUCUUCCAGAUCCUCCUUUAGAAGUGGAAGUCGCUGUAGGCCAUGCCAACUCCCUGGAUGUUAACUGGAUUCCUGUGACUAUUACGGAGAGGGGUACUUCAAACGGUGCUCGCGUGACAGGAUACAAAGUAUACAUCAACGGCUUUCCUUGCACCGAGGUCACGUCACCCACAGCAGACAGCGUGACAGCCGUGUCAUGGAUGGUGGAACGUGCGUUUAAAAGAAGUCACAGCGAGGUUCUUCGUGUUGUUGUAAGAACUCAGUCUCGCGAAGGAGAAUCUGUGGAUUCAAACGAAGUUGAACUUCCUGCGGAAAUGUUGAACUUCAAGGUGAAUAAUUUGAUAAAAGCUAAAGGCGCAGGUCCGCUUCCUAAAAGAACAGACUUGACGCCGCAAAGCUCUGUUGAAGAAGAAAACAGUCAUGACAUACAUGAUAAAGAUUCGGCCAAUGAUAGUAGGAAUGCUGAGGAAUCGAGAGAGAGAGCUGAUAGUGUAAGGCGUUACAGCCGAGGUGAAAACGGACAGCCACAUUUAGUGAUAAAGGAUGACACUGAUAGAGUGAGAAACGUUGUGCAGGGUGAUACAACGAUGGCUCAACCUCGGACAAAAGGUGAGCCUGUGGUAUGGAAAGACGAUAAUGCAGAUGAGUCGGAAGCUGCCGACAGUGUUACGAAGAGCGUCGAAAGAGUAUCCGAUGACGAAGAUGAAGAAAUCGAAAUUUGUAUUCCGGACGCUUCGGAUGAUUUUGCGCACUCUACACAGAAGGAACCUGACAUGAACGCUGAACAACAAGGUUAUAAACUACUUGAGGAACAGAAAAAUGAGGAAGAGGAGUUGGACGAGAGGAAAGAAGAGGAAGAAGAAAUGGAGGCAAGCUCUCUUUUGUUGUUGUUGUUGUUGUUGUUGUUGUUUUUGUUUUUGUUUUGCUCGUCUAGCCUGUAUUCCAGGAGUAAGUCUCUCCGACUCUAGCGUCAUUUUCGGUUACCGUAUAGGGUUUAGAGAGGGCAUGAAAUUGCAAAUUACUCUGUGGUCAAACAGUUUGCUAGGUUAUAGACAAAGAGAAAUAAAAUUCCAACUGCACGUGCCCGGAUAGACAUUAAAAUUUUGGCUGAAGUUUCUAAUCAUUGAAAAUUAAGUAGUGAAACUUACAGUCAACUCUUUUUGGAUGGUUUGACAGAUUAAACGCUACGAUAUUUGGCCCAUUUCUUUUUUUGUUUUUGUUUUUUUGUUUUUCUUUAGGCUUACGCAAUGAUGCGCUACUUGUAAAAUAUCCGUGCUAAAUCUAUCUAACCAUAAGCCGAAUAUUAUUGGUGUUAUAGGAACAGGUUCAUAGUUUUUUUGACCUUGUUUAGUCAUUUAAGUGACCUUCUAACGUGCGAGUUACCGAACUUGCUUUUCAUACAGUCGUUCAAUCUGGUUUUUUAGGACAACGAAGAAGUCGAGAAUGAAGAAACUGAGAUUCCCGAGGAUGACCAAUACUUCGGCGAUGAAGACGUUUUACCUAUCGAGGAAGAAACACCAGACAUGCCAGACGAAACCCUGCUUAUGCCCAGGAAAGAGAACAGCGUGUCCGUGGUCAGCGGUACUGACAUGGAUGAGUUUGAGGAGGCGUUAGAUGAAGCUCAAAGUAUACGAGGAAGAAGUCCUGAGGGCUUACAUAGCCAUGAUAAGAGACCCUAUAUUCGACCACUGGAAUACGAGGAGAGCGAUUAUGAGAGUGAGUCAAGCGAAGAAAAGCCUCUGUCUGUCAUACAAGAAGAAGACGAGGAAGAUUUGUCCGAGUCAGUUGUUUUCCCGAGCAAUUUCUCACGACAGCAUUCCACUUCCGACGAUUUUCAGAGCGACGAUGACGUCAUGGAUUUACUUGACGAUGACCACGAUCGGGAUGAAACGGCAGUGCAUGGUGUCGACUUCGGAACUGUUCGUAAGAUCUCGCAGAAUGAACGCAAUGCGGUGCUAUCACCCGAAGGUGAAUCAUCGGGUGAUGUAAGCUUUGGAAGAUACUUAGCAAAGAGCGACGAAGAAGGGAACACACCUCUUAAUUCUCAUUACAGACUUCUUGAUAGUAUUGAACUUGAGGAAUCUGAAAGCGGUGGAGUUGAAACCUCAUUCAGUGAAACAGAAGCUGAUCGUGGUGGAAUGGAUCAAAGUUCAACUCCGCUUGAUUACCGCGAUGAGGAGAAUGUUUACUAUAACGAAACAGGGCAGAAUGAAGCUCCUUAUGAUCCCACGAGUGAUCCCUCGGGGAGGGGCAAGGCUCCUCUUCCUGAUCAGGAUUUUGAGGGUGGUAUAACCACAGAGGAGCAAGUCCGUGUGUUUUUAGCACUGUAUGAUUAUGAUCCCUCUACCAUGUCCCCUAAUCCUGAUGCAGAAGAGGAGGAGUUAGCAUUUAAUGAAGGAGAUCUUAUUAAGGUAAUAACUAAACCGACGGGUGCUCUUUACAUUAACUUGUAAACGAUACAUUGUAAUUGUAAUUGUAAUUUCCCAAUUAGUAUGGCAAUAAACCGCAAACGAAUUAGAAAAUUGACCCGUCACAUGGAGGAGAGCAAUAAAAAGAAAAAAAAAGAAACAAAACAAAACAAAAAAAGGUAGUUUAUCUGGGAUUCGAACCACGCAUCAUGUACUUCUGAUGCUCUAGCAAUUUCCUUUGUAAGAAAUAAUUUUUAUACCGGAAAAAAGAAACAAAUGGACUGUUUCGAAAAAAUGUGAGGAAUAAAAGAAAGGAUAUUCGUAGUCGGCAGGAUUCGAACCUGCGCGGGGAGACCCCAAUGGAUUUCUAGUCCAUCGCCUUAACCACUCGGCCACGACUACUCAGAUGAGAAGGAAGGGUAAGUUUGGUGUACUGCCGCGUCCGUUAUGAAUUGCGCAACCAACAUUAUGAGUCUCAUUGUACUUAAGGAUCCUCGAAAGCACAGACGUAAGAAGAAGCUUAUGAAAAGACAGUAAAGUCACAAUAUUUAUGGACGAACCAAGCAACUUGCUCACUUGACGGCAAUACGGCUUUACAGCCAUAGACAGGUUCACGCUUAUAGUUCCAUCAUGGGUAAUCAGGGCAAGAUGGCGGCAAAUUCAAAGAUUUGAAUUGGAAUUCAAAGCCAGCUAAUUCUUCCUGAAUUCAUAUAUUUGAUGCUUUCUUUUUGAAAAGAGUAACUUACGAGUUCAAGGAAACAAUUCACUAAAUCUGCAGUGCAAAAAAGAUCAUUUUUUUCGAAAACCCUGAUUUCUCCCAUACUUUUUCUGUAAUUCGACAGUAUCAAAAUUACAGAAAAUGUAUGGAAAAGUUGAGGUUUUCUAAAAACUGAUCCUAGAGUGUUAUGCACUCCUGAUUCAGCUUAUUGUUUCUUUCAAUUCAUAAGUUACACUUUUCAGAGGAACGUGGCAAAUAUGAAUCCCGGAAGAAUUAGCUGGCUUUGAAUUCCAAUACAAAUCUUUGAAUUUCCCGCCAUCUUGCCCUGAUUACCCAUGAUACAACUAUAAGGAACUGUAUAUGUCGCCUUUUUUUAGCUUGGUAGAGUAAAAUACUCGACCAAAUCAAAGACAGCUAACUUUGGUUAAGUUAUAGAGCGGUUUUCACUUGACUGUCGAAUUGGGAUUGGUUUUGGUUUUGGUUUUGGUUUUACUACGUCCUUUGGUUGGCUAGUGUAUUUACUCUGGUUUUGGUUUUACGACAGUCAAGUGAAAACCGCUCUAAAUAUGCUCAGUUUGCAUUUAAAAAGAAACUCUUUUGAAACUGUUCGUGGGGUUAUGGUGGAUGUUUAAUGGAGAGCAAAUAGUCGAAGUAAGACUUUUUCAGGUCCGCGACCUACUGGGCCAUGUUUGAUAAUCCUUCAGUUGCCGUUGUCGUUCGCGAUCAAAUGUAAACAAUUACUUGGUAAAAUGUAACUAAUUCAAACUAAGUCGUAUUCUUUGGCUAUUAGUCUCAUGAGUCAUCGUGAUAUCUUAUCAGGUUUACGGUGACAAGGAUGAAGACGGUUUCUAUUGGGGUGAAUUGAACGAUAGAGCAGGCUACAUUCCAUUCAACAUGGUGUCAGAAGUGCAGCUUGAAGACGAGGCGACCGGAAGCAAUGUUACCUCACCUUCUAGUUUAAAUCUCACUCAAGAAGUGGCCCAGGUCCCUGAACAGAGCCCCAGCCACGAGGCUGAAGCCGCUUCAGAGUCCACUGGAAACUUGCUUGAUGAAGUUAUUCUUGAAGAAGGCGAGUUUGAUGAUCCUCGAGAAAGCGAAAAUUAUCAGCUUCCACCUAGACGAAUGGUGGCUCUGUUUGAUUAUGAUCCACGAACUUUGUCACCAAAUCCCGACUGCGAGGUGAGGAAUUAUUAGUGUCUUUUUUAAAACGAGGUCUACCUCGCUGGUUUUGGUUUGAACCAGGUGUUGAAUAGUCUGCUACACAGCCGUUUUUAGUGUCGUCACGCAACGUUCCUCCCCACAAAGUUUGUGGGGAGAAACGUUGUGUGACGACACUAAAAACGGCUGUGUAGCAGACUAGGUGUUGAAUUGCGACGUACCUUAAUACAUUCUCAGCAAAGUAUUUAGAACUUGAAAGUUUAUUCAACCUCCCGAAAUUGCGACAAAGUGCUCGGCACUUCCUCAUACUACUCUUUAGCCUCCCGCGCAAACGUUCUUAAGGGUUCGUCACGCGUUCCUACCACACGUGGGAGAGGAAUGAUUGCGUGGCGAACCCGUAAGAACGUUUGCGUGGGAGGCUAACUACUCUUUUGCCUCAAAAGUUUGCCGACGCACUAUUGUUUUAAUAACAGCUUUAGAAAUUGUUACACAACUAGACAGUGCACACAACUACAGUCUAUUAAAGAUAUGAUAAUUGUUUUUAUUUUGUUUUAGGUUGAAUUGAAGUUCAAAGUCGGUGAUGUCAUUUAUGUGUACGGUGGAAUGGAUGAGGACGGGUUCUUUUCGGUAAGUGGAGAAAGCUAAAAUAUCUGGCACAAAAUUAUUGUUAGACGUACGCUUCCGGUUAGUAGCGUUUUCGAAAUUCCCGCCACUUUAUCAGCCAAUCAGAAACAAAUGCGUUUUCGCGCGUGGCGCCGGCUACAAUUAUUUGCUUCUGAUUGGGUCAUUGCAUUGUUUGAGCCUGUUGUGAUUGGCCAAACCAUGGAUAAUAGAAAGACUUUCUAUUAUCCAUGGCCAAACUUGUUACUAUGCUGUAAAGACACCUGUAAUCGAAACUGUUUGGUAACCAACACAGUGUUUUGCGUCUAUGCUUCUAUUUUAUCGAUUGAAUACUAAUUAUCUGCUUUGUGUUCCCUGUAGGGGGAGUUACGUGGAAUUCGUGGUUUGGUUCCGUCGAAUUUCCUUGAGGAUUUGUCUGAUCCACCUGAAACAACGCAAGAAGACUCUAGUCAUAACGACAGCUAUGUAAGUGGGCCUUCGUUCUUCUGUUCUUCCUUCCUCCCUUCCUCCCUUCCUCCCUUCCUCUAUAGACACGCCUACCUUUGUAGUUCUCGUAUUACUGUGAUUUGAUUCGAAAAGACCACCCGCGAAAGCGCGCGAAAAAAACUGCGCGCGCCGCCGUAACUGUUGCCAUGUUGUCUUUGCUAAGUCUGUCUAUUCCCUGUUUCUGAAACGCUCUCAACUGAGGGUAUGAAACGCUGGAGUAUAUUCACUUAAGAUGGAAGGUGACCCAUAGAUAUGCGUCUUCAGUGCUUUUAUUCUGCAGUCGUGGCGAACAGGAAACUAUGAAAGUGGGAACCUGUGUGUACGAAAGACACUAUAGUUUGCUAGUCCGCCUAAGGACUGUGUGUAUUUUACCCUAUGGCACGUUACUCGAAAGCUUUUACUGUACUUAUCUCUCUGUUUCAUUAUUUACUACAGCUGCUGAUUGUUUAGUGGCUUCUGCUGAUCUAACUGCUGCGGGAGACUGUGCUUUCCUCUUUCUGGUAUUUAACUACCCUUCUUGUCUUUCCUCCUUUGCUCAUUCUUGAAUAACAUUAAGAAUAUAUUGAUACUUUUAACCAGCGUAACCAAAGUGGUAAAAAACUUGAAGCGUCUGAGCAUUUUACCGUUCUCUGAGAUGUGUGCCCAAUUUUCCACAGAGCACUGGCCAGGAAAACCUUCUACGAAUAAUGUUAGUACGACUAUGCACGAUACUGUUGCACGUUUUAAUUUUCAGUGAAUAGUUUUUUUACGCGAUCGACGGAUUCACGGAAGAAAUAUUAGAGAAAGGGUAUUAUUGAAAGGAUUAAUCAUCACUAUAAAUAUGCUAUAAACCAAGAACUAUAAACCUUUAUCACUCUAAACUUUUUUAAAAUUUUAUUUUUACGCCAGUAUUUGUUUUGCCUUUGUUGCUGUUUAUUUUAAUCUUUAUUUAUAUAAUUUUUGUCAGAGUUUAACAAACUUUAUCACAGUUUCGUUUCGCCAUGUUCUCACUCUUAUUCUUUUAUCUUAAUCUCCUUUGUUGUUCUUUUCAUUUUGCUCAUUUUUUUUUUUUUUUUUUUGCCUUUUGGUGGUUUUUUCCGUUGGUUAUCUAUUGCCGUGUUCUGUUCUCCACUUACGUGUUAAUUCACAGAACUGAUGUUAGUGUAGACUACGAGGAGACCCUCAUUUUCCACAGCAAAUUUAGAGCGCGCAUAAUACGGGAGCUCACGUGAAAGUCGCGUCCUCCCACCCACCCGCGUGUGAUCUUCGUGGAUGGUAAACCGCGAUCAGGCGUUUUGUUAGAUAAGGAGGGUGGUGGGGGGGGGAGAACGCCCCUCCUUACCAGAAACGGUCAGACAAAGGGAGGGCAUAUGGCCGUGGGUGGCGAUUUUCACAGUGGACUACUCCUGAUCUAUUAUCAGCGUGACUUGGGAUUUUUAAGCGACCAGGAUCCGCUUUUUUCCCCAUACAUCAAAACUACUUAGUUGAACUUAAAGCUGACGAGAAUAAAGAAUAACAUCAUCCAACACCAAAUGGCUUUUUCCUUUAAUAAUUUUGUUUUGCAUAAUUUUCGUAACAAACUUGUUGAGAAAGUUGUGCAUGGUUGCUACAGAUUAGGAAGUAAUAAGUUUCUUCCUGGUCAGAUUAUUGGCCACUGUGAAGUUGCGCGAGAGACGGUCAAAAUUCGUCCCCAAAACAGUCCUACAGUUCAAUUUGACACAACACCGACGAACUCUUAGUAAUAGUCUUAGCCUGUUCUAGGUUUUCAGGUAGUGGAGAGUGGCACGAAAUAGGGAGCGGAGGGAAAGAGGCGGAAGGGAGGAAAAGGGAGAGAGAGGAGGGAGGCUAUCUUACUACUACCAUCACUACUACCACCACCCCUACCAACACCACCACCCCCACCUCCACCCCCUCGCUGUUUUUUCGCGCUCACUUUUCUUAGCGUCGUCCCCACCAUCUGAAUGCCUGUAACAGGCUGUAAUAGUGUUUAAUAGUGCUUUGCUGUAACUUACUGUAAGCUAACUUUGUAUUCCAGGAAUCUCCAUUGGUUUCUGCAGACAAGUACAAUAACGUGAAUGGUACCCAUCAAGUGGCGGCCGAGGAUACUCCCAAGAAAAAGAAAGGAAUCUUAUCUAAAGGAAAACAGAUGUUCAAGAAAAUCGCCAAGGGGCAUAACUCGCCCAGAGGACACAGUUCCAAGAGAUAG
Molecule: messenger RNA, 29253 nt
Organism: Porites evermanni
Lineage: Eukaryota; Metazoa; Cnidaria; Anthozoa; Scleractinia; Poritidae
Source: the annotation of a GenBank genome assembly